This is a messenger RNA of Suillus discolor, 715 nucleotides long. RefSeq lists its product as uncharacterized. Bases 35 to 502 code for a protein of 155 amino acids. The record is from RefSeq and is a predicted model, not a curated record. The transcript is spliced from 4 exons. NCBI's taxonomy places the organism in Eukaryota, Fungi, Basidiomycota, Agaricomycetes, Boletales, Suillaceae.
UAUAUUUUUAUGGGGUCGACCCUCAGCAAUCUCGAUGCAAGAAAUAAUAAUAACUCCAAACGUCAAGUACUGCACGGGUCUCUUCCAUAUUGGGCCUAUGCCUGCGAUAUACGCUUCCAUCCCCGUCAUAUGCUAUGAUACUUUCCUGCUUGUCCUCGCCAUCGCCGUCCUCGGGAAGCACCUGAAGGAACGAAAUGAACUUAGAAUCAAGCCUAAUGCCUAUGUAGUCAUGAUUGUCCGAUAUCAUGUCAUAUACUUUGUCCUAAAUUUGGCAACUCAAAUCUUCAUGGCGAUAUUGUGGGCCGACCUUCCGACGCCGGUGAUGUAUCUCGCACAGUUGUUCAUCGGUACCGCGCCAUGUAUUAUUGUGCCACGUCUUAUCAUCAGCAUCUGGGAAACGCAUGCCAACGAAAACUGUGUACAUGUCAGUACGACAUUCGAGGAAUGUGUUUGUUGGACUUCGCCACCGGCAUUGGAGCAGCACGAGAUGGACCCCCUCUGAUACUUCAUGGGAGCAAGUCGUCCAUGGCCCAAUUUUUUGUGUAACUAUGCACUAUUAUGUCCACAAAAUAUCAUAUAUGGAGCUUGUAUUUGAUAGCUAGGUAUAAAAGUACGGUCUAUCAUAAUUUAUCUUGGAGGACUCGAUAGGCUUUUGGCCCAUGACUCCAACUUUGAGAAUGAAGGCGGUGAGCACUCUACUAGUCGUAAAACUUUA